AAAAUGGAAAAAUGAGAAGCAGAAUCUCAGUCAAAGUAGUCAAACUUUAACCUCCAAGAAACACAAUCCAACAUAUCGUAUAUGAACAACUCCAAGAUUGUUCAUAUUCCUUUCUACCAUAACGAACACCAAGUUAUAGUCCUUGAAGGAAUAACAAACAAGACACAAAAAGUUGUCAGGUUAAUUCCAAGGAAACUUUAUUACCUUAUUUUAUCUUUCUCUCUCUCUCUCUCUCUCUGUCACAAACAAAACAGCAGAUUCCCAAUCAUCCCUUCCACUGUUUGGGAAACAACCAUAAUUGCACCCAACAGGACCCUUUCACCAUAGAAACCUGAGCUCCUAAGCUACGUACCCACACUCGUUUGAAAGGCUUAAUCUUGCAAUUAUAUAUAUCCAUCAAUCUCCAUCAACUUUCCCUCACCUAUUGCAUGAUGGGCACUAACUCUUCUGUCACUGGCUUCUACAACUUGCUCACACAAGGACUCAAUGAACUCCACCAAUCCUUCCUUUCUCCCACUUUCAUGUCCUUUCAAUUCCUUUCACAGGUCAUCUCUUCUCUCCAGUCCUUCCAUUCUCAGCUCACCAUUUUGGUCCGGAAGCUUCGCUUGCCUGUUGGAGGCAAAUGGUUGGAUGAAUACAUGGACGAAAGCUCGAGGCUUUGGGAUUCUUGUCAUGUUCUCAAAUCAGCCGUUUCUGGAAUGGAGAGUUAUUACUCGGCUGCCUCUAACAUAGCUUCUUCUUUGGAUGGUUACCAUCAUUUCACUCCCGAAAUUGCACGCCAGGUUGUUCGGGCAAUAAAUGUUUGUCAAAGGGAGAUUCUAGGAUUGGAAGAGGAAAACAAGAGCUUGAUGGAAACAAGGAUUGAACCGUUGUCUCAAUGUUUGAUUCAGAACAUCUCAAUGGAAUCGAAGUUGAAUGGAUUCAGUGGAUUCCGAGGGGUUCUGUAUGCAAUGAGGAGUGUUAGCUCACUGCUUCUGAUGAUUCUGCUUUGCGGGCUUGCGUACUGUUGGUCCUCCUCUUGCUUUCACCAAGGGUACGAGGAAGACAUGGUUUUUGGAUCUGGGUUUAUGGUUUCAAUGGCCAUAUUGCAGCAGAAAGUGGCAGAGGAGAUAGACCAGACAGAAGGGCAGCCAGGGAUUCUGCUGUUUGAGUUCCAACAAGCAAAGAGCGCCAUGGAAGAACUGAAAGUUGAAUUGGAGGGAAUAGCAGGUUACGAAGAACAUUCUGAGAUCCAACAAAAAGUCGACAACGUCAAGAGUUGCUUUGGUUUGUUGAGAUGUGGGGUCGACACUAUAACGGGGCAGCUUGAUGAUUUCUUUGAUGAAAUAGUAGAAGGAAGGAAGAAGCUUUUGGACAUGUGCAGCAAUAGGUAGAAAGAAAGA
Messenger RNA from Vigna umbellata (rice bean), 1382 nucleotides. RefSeq lists its product as uncharacterized. The record is from RefSeq and is a predicted model, not a curated record. NCBI's taxonomy places the organism in Eukaryota, Viridiplantae, Streptophyta, Magnoliopsida, Fabales, Fabaceae.